Molecule: messenger RNA, 312 nt
Organism: Ilex paraguariensis (yerba mate)
Lineage: Eukaryota; Viridiplantae; Streptophyta; Magnoliopsida; Aquifoliales; Aquifoliaceae
Source: the annotation of a GenBank genome assembly
AUGUCCUCUGUUCCUCUUGUUCAGAAGGAUAUUUGUCAGUUUUCUGUAGGAUUGCUUCUGGCAAUUUUCCAUGUUACCCCAAAUGCUCAUUUUCAGAACGAUCUGGGUUUGGAUAGUUUGGACACCGUGGAAGUUGUUACCCCAACUGCUCAUUUUCAGAACGAUCUGGGUUUGGAUAGUUUGGACACCGUGGAAGUUGUGAUGGCAUUUGAAGAAGAGUUUGGAUUUGAGAUUCCUGAUAAUGAAGCAGAUAAGAUCAACUCUAUCAAUCUUGCUGUUGACUUCAUUGCAUCUCAUCCUCGGGCAAAAUAG